GGCGGCCGGCGACGGCGGGUGAGGAUGAAGAAGGGCAUGGCGCGGCGGCGAGCGGGCGCCUGCCGGGCCUCCUCCGCGGCUCGGCGCCCGAGGUCGGAGGCGGGGAUACGCAGAGCUGGGGCUGGAGGGGGCCGUUCUAACAGCCAGCGCGGGCUCGGAGUUCGGGGGUCGCUCCAGAGUUCGUCCUCCCGCCUCAGAAAUAGGACCUGCAAGUUUGGUCGUAGGAUUUUAGAAUUUUGGCUCCUGGAAGGACCUCGGCCAUAACCCAUCCCUUUACCGGACGCGAAAACCUAGGCUCCCCCGCCCUGUGCCGAGCAGAACCCCCUACCUGUGUGAGGACCGACGCUUUGUGGAUAAGAAUGUGAGAAAGAUCUCUGCAGUAUGAGGAAUGGAUGAAGGAAGGAAAGAAUGGAAGCAAGAGAGAUCAAGUAGAAGGUUGUUGCAGUCAUCCAGGAGCCAUGUGUGACCAGGACUGGGGGAUGGUCGUACUCAUGCUGGAGACUCUUGUGAGGAGAUGAGUUGGUGAACAGAGAAGCCAGCAUGAAGAUGCUUCCCGGAGUGGGCGUGUUUGGGACUGGCAGCUCUGCCCGGGUUCUGGUCCCACUGCUGCGGGCAGAAGGGUUCACGGUGGAGGCCCUGUGGGGGAAGACUGAGGAGGAGGCGAAGCAGCUUGCCGAGGAGAUGAACAUCACCUUCUACACCAGCCGGACCGAUGACGUCUUGCUGCAUCAAGACGUGGAUCUGGUGUGCAUCAACAUCCCCCCUCCGCUUACCCGACAGAUAUCUGUGAAGGCUCUAGGCAUUGGGAAGAAUGUGGUUUGUGAGAAGGCAGCAACCUCGGUGGAUGCCUUCCGGAUGGUGACAGCCUCGCGCUACUACCCACAGCUGAUGAGCCUGGUGGGGAACGUGCUGCGCUUCCUGCCUGCCUUCGUGCGCAUGAAGCAGCUGAUUGCUGAGCACUACGUGGGUGCAGUGAUGAUCUGUGAUGCCCGCGUCUACUCGGGCAGCCUGCUCAGCCCCAACUACGGCUGGAUCUGUGAUGAGCUCAUGGGCGGUGGGGGCCUGCACACCAUGGGCACCUACAUUGUGGACCUGCUGACCCACCUGACUGGCCAGAAAGCCGAGAAGGUACAUGGGCUGCUCAAGACCUUUGUGAGGCAGAAUGCAGCCAUCCGUGGCAUCCGGCAUGUCACCAGCGAUGACUUCUGUUUCUUCCAGAUGCUUAUGGGUGGGGGUGUGUGCAGCACAGUAACACUCAACUUCAACAUGCCAGGCGCCUUUGUGCACGAGGUCAUGGUGGUGGGCUCUGCGGGACGCCUUGUUGCCCGGGGAGCUGACCUCUACGGGCAGAAGAACUCUGCCACACAAGAGGAGCUGCUGCUGAGGGACUCGCUGGCUGUGGGCACGGGGCUCCCCGAGCAGGGGCCCCAGGAUGUCCCGCUGCUUUACCUGAAGGGCAUGGUCUACAUGGUGCAGGCCCUGCGCCAGUCCUUCCAGGGGCAGGGGGACCGCCGCACGUGGGACCAUACCCCCGUCUCCAUGGCCGCCUCAUUCGAGGAUGGGCUCUACAUGCAGAGCGUGGUGGAUGCCAUCAAACGGUCGAGCCGAUCCGGGGAGUGGGAGGCUGUGGAGGUGCUGACGGAGGAGCCCGACGCCAACCAGAACCUGUGUGAGGCGCUCCAGCGGAAUAACCUGUCAACUUGGGCAGAGUUGAAUUCGGGUGAAUCUGAAGGUGGCCCCAGGAGAACGCCCCCUCCAGUGCUCAUUUACUCCUCAGACUGGUGAGGCGGUGCUGUUCCUAUUGCCAUGGCUGAGAGGGCCGGCACACUGCACAGGGCGGAGCUGCCCCCAGUGUGUGAGCAGUUCCAGCAAAGGCUUGACUUGGGGGCUUCAUCAGCCUAUUUGUGGUCUUAACUGGAUGAGAAAGCACAGCAAGGAGCCAGCUUGGCUUGAUUCCUCAGGCCUGAGGAGAAAUGACAAGAGGCCUUGUUUCCAUGCCCGUCCUGGGCUGGGGCAUCUCAGGAAUGGUGAGGGCAGGAAGUCAUCCCUCAGGGAUCUGCACCUGCCCUCGCUCCCAUGUGACCAAGCCCUUCCGGCCUGCAGGCUGCCCCUUCCCUGGCGGGGAGGAGGGGUUCUGUAGUAAAUGAGCUCUCAGGGGCUGUUGACCUAGGGCAGAGGGCCCCUGAGUUGGCAGAGAGGAGACAAGGGAGAGCUCUGGGACAUCUGAUAAAUGUUAAUAAAUCAGAAAGUCUGACACUG
Molecule: messenger RNA, 2259 nt
Organism: Orcinus orca (killer whale)
Lineage: Eukaryota; Metazoa; Chordata; Mammalia; Artiodactyla; Delphinidae
Gene: GFOD2
Product: glucose-fructose oxidoreductase domain containing 2
Exons: 5
Coding region: 541-1785 (414 amino acids)
Biological process (GO): extracellular matrix organization
Cellular component (GO): extracellular matrix
Molecular function (GO): nucleotide binding
Source: RefSeq, a predicted model, not a curated record